This is a messenger RNA of Alternaria ethzedia, 582 nucleotides long. RefSeq lists its product as uncharacterized. Lineage: Eukaryota; Fungi; Ascomycota; Dothideomycetes; Pleosporales; Pleosporaceae. Gene Ontology annotation, molecular function: protein-N-terminal amino-acid acetyltransferase activity. Gene Ontology annotation, biological process: N-terminal peptidyl-methionine acetylation. The coding region runs from base 1 to 582 and encodes 193 amino acids. The transcript has 2 exons. The record is from RefSeq and is a predicted model, not a curated record. Gene Ontology annotation, cellular component: NatB complex.
AUGGCGACAGUACGGCCAAUGCGCCCAACCGACCUCCUUCGAGUAUCUCAAUGCAACCUCGACCACCUCACAGAAACAUACAACAUCGGUUUCUACCUCGAGUACCUGACAAAAUGGCCCGAGCUAUGCCAGAUAAUAGAAGGCAUGGACGGCGAGAUUGAAGGCUAUAUCCUAGGCAAACUCGAAUCCUCGCCCUUCGACCCCCCGAUAAAACCCUAUAAGCCCUCCACAACCGGCGUCCAAUACCCCAACUACCUCCCCUACCACGGCCACAUCACCGCGCUCACCGUCGCCCCCUCCGCGCGCCGCCUCGGCUACGCAACCGCGCUGUCGUCUGCACUCGAACAAUCGUCCGACGCGGCCAACGCGUGGUUUGUGGAUUUGUUUGUCAGACGCAGCAAUGAGAUUGCGAAGGAACUGUAUCGCAAGAUGGGGUAUAGUGUUUAUCGGGUUGUCAAGGAUUAUUAUAAUGAUGGCGAGGAUGCGUUGGAUAUGCGGAAGAGUUGUAGUAGAGAUGAGAAGGGGGAGUGUGUUAGGAAGGAUGGGGAGGAGUGGGAGGUGGGGGCUGAGGACGUUUGGUGA